Dromiciops gliroides (monito del monte) is the source of this 1418-nucleotide messenger RNA. RefSeq names its product dystrobrevin binding protein 1 (gene DTNBP1). The transcript has 10 exons. Gene Ontology annotation, biological process: anterograde synaptic vesicle transport; platelet dense granule organization; regulation of synaptic vesicle exocytosis. Lineage: Eukaryota; Metazoa; Chordata; Mammalia; Microbiotheria; Microbiotheriidae. Bases 141 to 1184 code for a protein of 347 amino acids. The record is from RefSeq and is a predicted model, not a curated record. Gene Ontology annotation, cellular component: neuron projection; cytoplasm; synaptic vesicle membrane.
GGGGCCCAGGGCGUGGGGAUGUGUAUGCGGGUGACAGUUGUGGGGUAGGGGGCCGCCCCAGACGGAGGGGAGGGGAAGCAAGAGGAAGAAGAGAAAGAGACCCCCCAGAGGCGGCAGCGGCGACGGCGGCGGCGAAGAAGAUGCUGGAGACUCUGAAAGAGAGGCUGCUUAGUGUGCAGCAGGAUUUCACCUCCGGGCUGAAGUCUUUAAGUGACAAGUCAAGAGAAGCAAAAGUAAAAAGCAAAAAAAGAACUGUUCAGUAUUUGCCAAAGUUCUCUGCUGGACUCGAGCUACUCAGCAGAUAUGAAGAUACAUGGGCUGCCCUUCACAAAAGAGCAAAGGAGUGUGCAAGUGCUGGAGAGCGAGUGGAUAGUGAAGUGGUGAUGCUUUCAGUACACUGGGAGAAAAAGAGGACUAGUUUAAUAGAGUUACAAGAACAGCUUCAGCAGAUUCCAGGAUUGUUAGCAGAUCUAGAAUCCAUGACUGCAAAUUUGAUUCAAUUAGAGGCUAAUUUUGAGGAGGUAGAAAACCACUUACUGCAUUUGGAGGACUUAUGUGGGCAGUAUGAAUUAGAGAGAUACAAACACCUACAGGCACAACAACUGGAAAAUUACAAGAAAAAUAAAAGGAAGGAACUUGAAGCUUUCAAAGCUGAGCUAGAUGCAGAGCAUACUCAGAAGGUGCUAGAUAUGGAACACAGCCAACAGCUGAAACUAAAGGAACGCCAGAAAUUCUUUGAAGAAGCCUUCCAGCAGGACAUGGAACAAUACCUUUCCACAGGCUAUCUGCAGAUAGCUGAACGACGGGAGCCCAUAGGCAGCAUGUCAUCCAUGGAAGUAAAUGUAGAUAUGCUAGAACAGAUGGACCUGAUGGAUAUGUCUGAUCAAGAGGCCCUCGACGUCUUUUUGAACUCAGGAGGAGAAGACAACGUGCUGUCUCCCGGAUUAGGACCCGAUUCCAGUACCUGUCCAGUACCUGAAAUAAGCCUUGAGGUUCCCAACCAUUCUGCAUCUCGAAGCAAACUGUCUUCAUUAUCCUCAGUCUGCACUGACUCUGCCACCCAGGAGAACAGUGAAAGUGGAGAGUCUCCUAUUGUUCAGUCUGAUGAGGAAGAAGUCCAAGUGGACACUGCUCUGGCUACUAUAAAGGCCAGGUCAGAUGUUAGUGAUGAAAGUGACUCUUAAAUGCCCUGAAGCCUGGCCUUCGUUUUUUGACUACAAAGUAUUUCAAUGAAGACAGCUCGAGUUUUGACCACAUAGCCUGCCUGAAGUCAUUUGUUUUAUGGGGAUACUAAACUUUUAUAAAAUUGCCAAUAAUGAGUGGGAGUUGCCUAAAAGCACAGUUUUCUCUUAACAAGAAAAUUUGAGAACUUUGAACAUCAUUAAACUUUGUACAGUAAAUAAAUUCUGAAGCUCUUA